Molecule: messenger RNA, 1412 nt
Organism: Eutrema salsugineum
Lineage: Eukaryota; Viridiplantae; Streptophyta; Magnoliopsida; Brassicales; Brassicaceae
Product: myb family transcription factor PHL8
Exons: 6
Coding region: 140-1144 (334 amino acids)
Molecular function (GO): DNA binding; DNA-binding transcription factor activity
Source: RefSeq, a predicted model, not a curated record
AUAUAUAUAUAUAUAUAUAUCUAUAAAUCUCCAUAUCUUUGCCAACAAACCCAACAAUCUUUGAAGACAAAUAACCCUUUCGUUUCUUAUUUAAAUUCUUGGAGUCGUUCUUGAUUGUAUAUUAGAGAGAGAGCUUUGUAUGUGUUUGUUAAUGGAGAGCAACACUAAUAAUGUAAAUAAUAAUCAGAAGACAAAGAUGAGUCUUGUAUUGUCAACGGAUGCUAAACCCAGAUUGAAAUGGACUUGUGAGCUUCAUCAAAGAUUCAUCGAAGCCGUUACUCAACUCGGAGGACCUAACAAGGCAACACCCAAGGGUUUGAUGAAGGCUAUGGAGAUUCCUGGGCUUACCUUAUAUCACCUCAAGAGCCAUUUACAGAAAUAUCGGCUAGGGAAGAGCCUGAAGUUCGACGAUAACAAGCUAGAAGUUUCUUCUGCUUCAGAAACCCAAGAAUCUGAGAGUAAAAAUGAUUCUAGAGAGUUCAGAGGCAGUGUAAACGAAGAAAACAACAAUCUAGCUAACGAAGGCUCGCAAAUCACGGAGGCUUUACAACUGCAGAUGGAAGUGCAGAAGAAACUCCAUGAACAAAUCGAAGUUCAGAGGCAUUUGCAAGUAAAGAUUGAGGCACAAGGGAAGUAUUUACAGUCAGUUUUAAUGAAAGCUCAACAAACUCUCGCUGGCUACACUUCUUCCACUCUUGGCAUGGACUUUGCGAGAACCGAGCUCUCCAGGUUAGCUUCACUGGUGAAUCCGAGUUCUUCAUUAUCAGAGGUAACGCAAGCGGAAGGAUACGAAGAAGCAGAGGAUGUGGAAGAAGGUUUCUUGUGGUGCAAGAAACCAGAAAACAGAGGAAUUAGGCUGCCAAGAUAUUCGGUUGAGAGCUCGUUGACAUCCUCAGAGAGCUCAGAGACCAAGCUGAAUAGUAAUGAAGACGAGAGGAAAUCGAUGGAGCUUCCAUUGAUGGAGAUCAAAUCUGAAGUAAGGAUAGGGGAGAAGAGAAGCUUAAACGACGUCGUUUGCAUGGAACAACAGCCUAUAAAGAAGAGAGAUUUUGGAGUUGAUGAUGAGCAGCACUUGAGGCUAAGUUUGAAUAGUUACAAGAAAGAUAUGGGGACGUGUCCGAACAUAGGACUAGGGCUUAAUUAAAAAGAACAAAAGACGCCUAUAUUAUUAAAAAGAUAUAUAUAAAAAUGUUUUUAAAAAAUCAAAUAUAUGUGCGUAGAUUUCCAUAGAAUAUUGUAGAGAUUUUGUGAGUAAGUCGCGUGGUGAAGAACGCAUGAGACUAUUCUAUAUGAGUCAACAUGAUUAUAUAUACUAUAUAGAAAAUGUGUGAUAUGUGUGUAUAGAUUAGGUAGGGAGAGGCUUGUGGAUGUGGUAAAGGCGAAUUUGAGGGCAACUUUUUAUGAUCAAUGAA